Molecule: messenger RNA, 1538 nt
Organism: Mytilinidion resinicola
Lineage: Eukaryota; Fungi; Ascomycota; Dothideomycetes; Mytilinidiales; Mytilinidiaceae
Exons: 2
Coding region: 1-1233 (410 amino acids)
Source: RefSeq, a predicted model, not a curated record
AUGGCGGACACAUUGCCUGCUGAGUUGGUCGAAGAGGUCUUUCGCUCUAUGGAGGAACACGUACCAAACGAGCGAAUCGAUAUCUUGACGGCAGAAUCCGUCCAAGCAAUCAAGAACGCUCGCCUCCAAUGCCAAUUCUGGAGCCAGGCAGCAUGGAGAACGUUCGCUAGGCUCGUGGGGCAGGUACCUUUCUUUGCUACCAAGAUCAGCAUGGCGAAGCUGGAAAACCUAAAUUUACACUUCAUGAACCCCGUUCUAGAUCUGGACGACCCACCAACCAAGGAUUUUAUGGUGUGCCAUGCCAAACAAAUUACUUAUAUCACCGGUAAUCGACCAUACUCUUUCUCGGCCCUCAAUUUGACGUCCAAGUUCGAGGAAGAUCUGGCGCAGAUUUUGCCUCGCUUCUCAAACCUCAAGAACCUCCGAUAUAUCCCUACCGUCGAGGGCCACUUGAGAGGCUACAGGUGGGCAAGGUCAAGAAGAGUGUCGUCACAAGGCCUCUACAUCCCCGAGGGUACGGAGGACUACCAACCGUUGAUUCUGGAUCGAAUCGCUAAGGUGCUUCUCCAUAACAACGUCCGGCUCGAGUCCUUUUCCAGCCCUUUCAAAGGGAAAAUCAACCCGCUUCGCGACGCACUUCCCGCUUCCCUCUUCGCUUUCUACGCACCAGGUCAGCCUCUCGCCCGCAUGUUGAACAGCGUGCAAUCGCUGGCUAUCAAUCUCCGCCUUGAGGACGAAGACUCUUCUCAUGCCGGCCUCGAGGCCUCUAACAUCGGAAACCUCCUACAGAGCCUCCAUAACUUGCAGGUUCUUGAGCUAGCCUGCUCCAACACUUCGGACGCCGAACCUCUAUGGGACCAACUCGUCCGCAUCGCCGACCUCGCAGAGUCCCCCACUCCCGCCCCUAUCCCUCUCGCCUCGCUAUCAGAACUCCGCAUCUCCUUCACCGCCACCAACCGUGUUGACGGCGAGCUAAUGGUCACAGCCCUCCGCACCCUGCCCAAUCUGCGUCGCCUCUCCCUCGGCUACGUCAAUCUCGCCGACGAAGUGGAAUGGGACGAGGUGUUUGAGCUCUUCGACGCAUUCUUGGCGCUGGAUAAGCUGCUGCUAGUGGAGCCGCUUCAGUUCGGCGCGCCGUCGAAGAUGAACUGGAACUCGCUGGGGCGGGGGUACGAGUACCCGGCUUUGGAGGAGGCGGCUGGGGUGGCCGCCGGUGGAGGGGUUGGGGUUUAGGAGUUUUGAGGAAGUGUAGCGCGCGGAUUACGUUUUUUAUCGAUGGUGAGGAGGAGGGUAGAGGUGUGAGGGAUUGAAAGGCGACGCUGUUUCUCGAACUUUUAUAAGAUGAUUUCAAAACGCUGUGUAGUGUUUCUUCCGCUUCUUGUUGUUACGCUGAAUUGUCCUAGAUUUUGUGGGUAGUUCGCGUUGGUCUCCGCUCGCUUUAAAUGGUUGAUGGGUGUGCGCUAAUGUACGUAUUGAAGCUUGAUAUUGAUCUUACGAAGGGGUGUCAAUUCGUUCGUCCCUAAUCAAUAGAUUCAACC